ACGCGCCACGCACUGUCCCCGGCAACAUCUCGAACCUUCGCUUCCUCCUCCUUAUACCCGCUCCCGACCUCGCUCCCGCACUCCGCACUGCAGAACCCAUCACUGCUCACCGAGCUCUCCAAGUCGACACGCACCGCCCCACCCACACGCAGCGAAGAACCAGUCGAGGAGGAGGAAGGAGAAGCCAUGGCCGAGCUGCUGUUCGCCCCUGCCAUGGCCGGCCUCGUCCACCUGCCGGAGGUGCUCGACCGCCUCGCCGCCGCGGACGCCGACCACCGCGACCACGCCCACCACCACGCCGCCCACGGGCACGGGCACGCUCACCCCCGCGCGCACAUCGGGGCCGGCGGCGGCGCGCCCGUGGACAUCGUGGAGACCCCCGGCGAGUACUCCUUCCUGCUCGACGUCCCCGGCCUCUCCAAGUCCGACAUCCAGGUGACUCUGGAGGAGGACAACGUGCUGGUGAUGAAGAGCGCCAGCAGCAGCAACGGCGGCGGCGCCAACGGGAAGCGGAAGCGGGAGGAGGAGGAGGCGGACUGCCGCUACAUCCGGCUGGAGCGCCGCGCGUCGCCGCGGUCGUUCGUGCGCAAGUUCCGGCUGCCGGAGGACGCGGACGCGGGCGCCGUGGCCGCGCGCUGCGAGAACGGCGUGCUCACCGUCACCGUCAAGAAGCAGCCGCCGCCCGAGAAGAAGACCAAGUCCGUCCAGGUCGCCAUCGCCUGAUCUGUACCUCAGUCGCGCCAGCUUUCGGUACCUCAUCGGCGUUUGUCAUCAGUGAUCAGUGUAGCAGUAGUCGGUAGACUAGUGUGGCGAGUCAGGUAGAUUUGGGUGGUGUUCUGUUCUCUUGUGGUCAUGUCAUGCUCUGUUCGUGAUCUGGCCGGAGAUUAGGUGUGCUGGUUGUGGCGGACAUCUUUUGUGAAUCUUGCUGUUAAUGGAACUAUGGAGCACGAAUUGUUUGUUGUCA
Molecule: messenger RNA, 964 nt
Organism: Hordeum vulgare subsp. vulgare (domesticated barley)
Lineage: Eukaryota; Viridiplantae; Streptophyta; Magnoliopsida; Poales; Poaceae
Product: 18.6 kDa class III heat shock protein-like
Exons: 2
Coding region: 187-723 (178 amino acids)
Biological process (GO): response to salt stress; response to heat; response to hydrogen peroxide
Source: RefSeq, a predicted model, not a curated record